This is a messenger RNA of Amaranthus tricolor (Joseph's coat), 1638 nucleotides long. Its product is annotated as pectate lyase-like. Lineage: Eukaryota; Viridiplantae; Streptophyta; Magnoliopsida; Caryophyllales; Amaranthaceae. The coding region runs from base 51 to 1397 and encodes 448 amino acids. The transcript has 2 exons. Gene Ontology annotation, molecular function: pectate lyase activity. The record is from RefSeq and is a predicted model, not a curated record.
AUUAAGCUUAAUUAAUUAUUUUUGUAAGUAAAACCCCAACCUAAAGAAAUAUGGAGAAACAACUAAAUUUGUUUCUCUUAUUAUGUUCUUUAGGAUUUUUCUUCGUCUUAACUUGGGCACAAAAUUUCAACAAUGAAGAAGAAUCUCAUAGGUAUUGGAAAUUACGUGAACAAGAAGCCAAGAAGAGAAUUGGGGAAGCUUACCACCCUUAUCCUUACAACGUCACCAACCACCUUAAUCUCCGAGCUCAUUUGUUACAAAGAAAGUGGGAAAAGAAUGAAGCAACUAAAGUAGGAACAAACAACACAAGAAGGGGAUUAGCAAAGGUAUACAGGAGAAGCUGCAUGUAUACAAAUCCGAUCGAUCAAUGUUGGAGAUGCCAACCUAAUUGGGAAAAGAAAAGGAGGGUUCUAGCCAAAUGUGCAUUAGGGUUCGGUAAAGGAACCAUCGGAGGUAAGCUAGGGCGCAAGUAUUUGGUAACCGACUCCUCAGAUGAUGAUAUGGUUAACCCUAAACGUGGAACUCUACGUCAUGCAGUCAUACAAAAAAUACCUCUAUGGAUCGUGUUUGCUAAACCUAUGACAAUUAGGCUCAAUCAAGAACUAAUAAUGACGAGCAAUAAAACUCUGGAUGGUCGAGGAACAUUUGUUAGUAUCGAAGGCGGAGCAGGUAUCACUAUCCAAUUUGUAGAAAAUAUCAUUAUCCAUGGGAUUAGGUUUCGAAACAUAGUCUCCGGAACAGGAGGAAUGAUCAGAGAUUCAGUUGAUCAUUAUGGUUUCAGGACUCCAAGUGACGGAGAUGCAAUCUCUAUAUUCGGAUCUCAUCAUAUUUGGAUAGAUCAUUGCUCAUUCUCGAAAGCCUCAGAUGGGAUCAUCGACAUCAUUAAAGGAUCUACUGCCAUUACAAUUUCCAACUGCCAUAUAACUGAUCACAAAAGGGUAUUCCUAUUUGGUGCCAAUGAUGAGCACCAAGAAGAUAGACAAAUGCAAGUUACACUUGCAUAUAAUCAUUUUGGGAAAGGAUUAGAACAAAGGAUGCCAAGAUGUAGAUGGGGAUUUUUCCACAUAGUUAACAAUGAUUACACCCAUUGGUUAAUGUAUGCAAUUGGCGGUAGCAUGAACCCUACAAUUAUUAGCGAGGGAAAUCGGUUCAUUGCUCCUCCAAAUCCAAGGGCCAAGGAAGUUACACAUAGACAAAAGCCCCAAUCUAAAUGGGACACCGGAAUAUGGGUUUCAAACAAGGACAUGCUUGUAAAUGGUGCUACUUUCCAACAAUCUUUCCCUACUUAUAUUGCCCUAGAUAAAACUAGGAUGAUAUAUCCAAUGCCCGGGACAUUCGCCGGCCGGGCUGUCAAAUUCGCCGGACCAUUAAAAUGCACUUCUUAUUAUAAAUGCUAAUAUUUGUCGAUCGUUGAACUAGAAAGAGUCGUUUUUUGUGUCUUUACUAAUAGAGUAUAUAACAUAUUCUAAGACUACCACUACAAAUUUAACCAAAUAAUCGUAGUCCUAAAAUAUGUUAUAUAUAUCAUAGUUGGUUACCGUUGAUCAUAGAAAUACAAAUUUGCACAAAUUAAUGAAUUACUUGUAUGAAGUCAAUGGAACACAAUAAAAGAUCACUAAUAAUUAACAUGUAUUCCAU